UAUGUUCCAUGCCCCUGACUCCAUUUCAUCGUAGGUGAAGCCGAAGAACUCGGAGAGAGCACCGUCGUUCAUCGGACACUCCAGAAAGUUCAUGUCUUCAGUUCCGACGUUUGUGAUUCCAGUCACGACGCCGAAUUCUAAAUACUCGUCUUGGAAUAACGCAUUUGAGAUAGCAUGAACUAGAGUCCGGAUUCGGUCGUAGUACGAGCACUUGGGCGUGUGGCCGCUGGUAUGGAUUACCUAAAAUAACACAGGCACUGAAUGGAUUUAUCCCGACUGUGCAGGAAGGUGGUUUCACGAGUGACCCACAACACCUGGCCGCUCUCCCGCCCUACACCGGCAAUGACUUCAAAGAAAUGGUAGAGCUGAGAGUCCCCCUGGUGGACAAAACCGAUUUCAUCAAACAAUUCAACUCCUCCACCAAAAGGAUCCUGAUCACCCGUCCACGCGGGUUCGGCAAAACCUUCAACUUGUCCAUGCUGAAACACUUCUACGCGCUCAACAUCAACUCCACCCACCUGUUCCAGGACAAGGCGAUCUGCAAGGACAAAGCCUUCUGCGCGAAAUUCCUAAACAAGCGCGAAGUCCUAUAUAUGAGUUUUGGGGGCCUCAACCACAGCACUUUCGAAGGGGUCCGGGGCGCGUUCAAAGGGUUCGCUCGACGACUGUACCAGGAGAACUCCUACCUGGCCAAUAGCAGUCACGUUCCGCCAGCGGAACAACCGGCCUUCAAGGCGUUCGCCCGGGGGAAAAUAAACGACAACCAAAUCCCGGAGGCAUUCGGACUUCUGGUCCGUUACCUCCACGCCGGCCGUGGGAAACUCGUGCUUCUCCUUGAUGAUUACGAUGGACCAAUCAGGACCGGCUACACACACAAAUAUUACGACCGCAUCCGCACUUUAGUUUCCGCCAUCCUGAGAGCGUUAUUCCAGGACGACUACUUAGAAUUCGGCGUCGUGACUGGAAUCACGAACGUCGGAACUGAAGACAUGAACUUCCUCGAGUACCCGAUGAACGACGGUGCCCUCUCCGAGUUCUUCGGCUUCACCUACGAUGAAAUGGAGGCUCUGGCGAAACAGUUCGGCGUGCCGAAACCGGGGCUGGUGCCGAAGAUGGAGGCCAUGUACGAGGGAUACUACUUCGGCAACCGGACGGUCCACAACCCGUACGACGUGGUGGUUAGUCUGCGGAGGGGAGGAGAUCUGGAUGACCACUGGGUGCAGGCCUGCGGGGAUGAGAACCCGUACGAGUUCUGGAACGAGUUCGGGUUGAUGCCGUCCCUCAAAGGACAGUUCUUGCUCGGCGAUGUUAUGCCUAGACAAUGGCUUCGGAAACAGGUAGACUUGUCCCUUAUGGACUCGGACGAGGACAUGUUCUGGACGUAUGUAACCAGGUUAGGUUACCUAACGGUGGCCGAUGUCCUAUCGAUUACCGGUAACGGGGAUGCCCUCUACGCCCUGCGAAUCCCGAACCAGGAACUCCGCGAGACGAUCCACUUCAUUGUCUACGGCAUCCCGCAUCACUUCCAGGUCCGCGAAUACGAAAAAUUUGAGGAAGCCUAUCAAUGGCAGCAGGAGAAGGCUGCCACGAGGAUCUUGACCAAGUACGCAAACAGGACGGGGAAGUACUUCAAGACAGCCCCCCUGAGGACAGCCCUCGGGCUUGUUACAGGGCUGGAGGAGACUAGAGGCCGGCUCAUCAAGGUCCCUGGGGACUGCGAAAUGUACAUCUUCGAAAAGGCACAGAAUAUGAUUCUGUUGAGGACGGUCAUCGAUAAGGCGGACCUGAAUCCUCAGACAGAGGAAAAGUGGAUGAUCGACUGUUUCGAGCACAUCAAGAAGAAAUUACCCGAGAACAGGGUCACGCGGCAGGCCGUCGUGUCAGUCUGGGGCACCACCGUCAUCAUGCAGUUUUAUCAAUAUCGAUAGACUUUCUCAAUGUCGUCGUGGGACUGAACGACCUUCCGUCUCCGUCUAUGACGAUGCGAACUUCCAUGUGAGCCCAAAUUGGUACUGCACGUGACAAAUCUGCGCCAGAAACUCUCAAAAUCCAAUGGUCGAAAAGUAACGAUUGCUGGGAAACGUACAAGCCAGCUCAGAUGGGGGAGGUGGAGGGAGAGAGACAGAGAGAAAUGGCACUAUGUAUUACUUUUUAAGUUCUUACACCAGGUCUCUUCUUAACUUAUUCCUACCAAGGAUUGACUCAAUUGGAUUGUUUGUUUCAUUUAUUUGUUGUGUUCGUUUGAUUGUGUGUCAAAUUUAUCUUGCCGAAAAAAGUAAAAACGUUCACUGUCCUGCAAAUAAACCAGUAUUAUUUUUGUAAUUGGAAUGUCCAAAGGACGUCGAAUAAUAAUUAAAUCGUUACGUUUGUUCAUCUA
This is a messenger RNA of Bemisia tabaci, 2377 nucleotides long. RefSeq lists its product as uncharacterized. The record is from RefSeq and is a predicted model, not a curated record. NCBI's taxonomy places the organism in Eukaryota, Metazoa, Arthropoda, Insecta, Hemiptera, Aleyrodidae.